Tetranychus urticae (two-spotted spider mite) is the source of this 2391-nucleotide messenger RNA. RefSeq lists its product as uncharacterized. Gene Ontology annotation, molecular function: xylosyltransferase activity; glucuronosyltransferase activity. Gene Ontology annotation, biological process: protein O-linked glycosylation via mannose. Lineage: Eukaryota; Metazoa; Arthropoda; Arachnida; Trombidiformes; Tetranychidae. The record is from RefSeq and is a predicted model, not a curated record.
UAAUUUUCUGGUUUGUUUUGAUUUGCGGCAACUGUUUCUGUUUUUUGUUUUAGAUUGCUUCUCCUAAAUAUAACUUAUAUUACUCAUAUUUCAAUUUAAUUUUAGGUUUGUCAAUGAAUUUUAUGCCAUGUGAUGCCACUGGUGAGGCGCUAAUAAUGAUUCUAACUUGUGACAAAUAAAGAAGUAGCUCAACUCUAAAGGGAACCAAAGUUAAUUUUACAUUUGUUCACAAUGGAUAUACUCAACUUCAAUCUGGUCCAAAAAACUGCGGAAUAUAAACAAUUCAUCACCAAAAGGAGUCUCAAGCAAAUUAUUCAAUAUUGAACAUCUUAAACAUCAAUUUUUCAGGAUCUAAGUAGCAAAUGUUGAUCACUAAGCUGUAUAAAUUAUUUGCCAGAUUAUCAAGAGGCACAAGCUCAUUCCAAAUUGUUUUGAUAUCUAUUGGCUUGCAUUGUCUGGCAUCCAUAUUGAUAAUUUAUUUUCAUUUAUCUCAAUAUUUAGACGAAAGUAGAAGAUCUGAACCUUUUGCUAUUCCUAAACAAGGAGGAAUCACUUUGCAUCGCAGAAUAGAUGGAGUCAACUUGAUAGUCAAUGACAUUAUCGAUGAAAAGAAUAUCACUUAUCAUGGAUGGUGGCUUGACCAUUACAAGUUCCACCAUAGUAUUCAAUGUUUCGAAAGUAAAUUGGUUAAAUGUGUCACCGUUUUUUCAACUGAGUGUAAGAUUGAUGGUGUCCGAGCAAUGUAUCAAUAUAUUCCAAUCAAAAGAGGCUAUCCUUUGACUUCAAUCGAGAUUUCUUUAAAAUCUUUCGCUCCGCAUCUUACUGAACAAACUGACGAAGGAGUCUAUGGACUACAUGCAUUGAUUCAUUUAACAAGUGGACAAUCUGAAUAUGCGAGAAUUAAUUUUCCUGCAAAUCUUGAUGAUUGGACUAAACGAACAACAUCUUAUUCUACUCCACCUGGAACCUCAAUUGUUGAAAUUACCAUAAUGGUGCUCUGUUUUGGUUACACAGGAACAGUCUCUUUCUCCGAAAUUCUAAUAGUUCCUAAUGAGCUCAAAGCUACACAAAAACGCAAUGAUCUUGUAGCUGACUGUGUUUCUGAUGGAUAUGAAGAUAGACCAUUGAGUGAUUCACCAAAAUGCAAAACUAUCAACUUCCCUUUACCAGAACCAACCGAUAAAUUUAACGAACAUUCAAUUACUUUAAUAACUCAAGUUUCAAUGGAUCGAAUCUCAAUAUUAGAGAAAACGUUAUCAUCUUGGGAUGGUCCUGUAUCGAUUUCAAUUUUUGUUCCUAUCAAUAACACAAAUGAAGGGUUGAAAGAUUGGCAGAGCUUAUACUUGGAAAAAAAACUACGAAAGUUGCAACUUUGCCAUAAAAGUAGUAUUUCAAUAAUGCUUUGUCCCACUGAUGAUCAAAUGUAUCCUAUUAAUAAGAUGAGAAAUAUUGCGAUUGCAAAUGCGAAAACUCGUUUCAUUAUGCUGCUUGACGCCGAUUUUCAACCUUCACCUGAUUUGGAAAAAGAAUUCGUCCAAAAUAUUCAAGGGAUUGAUGUUUCAUCCAAAGCGUUUGUAGUCCCAGCUUUUGAAUACGUUGAAGCCCCUAAGGUCAAUGAAGCAAGUCCUCGAAAUAAAGAGGAGUUACUGCAAUUAAUUUUCAGAGAAGAUCCAUUGAUCAAUCCAUUCAGGUUAACUGAGUCCGUCGAUGCUCAUAAAUUAACUAAUUAUUGGAAAUGGUAUUCAAGUAGUAAAACUUUCCCCGUUAUACAGUUUUCGGACAAAUACGAGCCAUAUUUAAUUUUAGAAAAAACCAAAAAUAUGCCCUUAUUCGAUGAACGAUUUUCUGGAUAUGGAAUGAAUAAAGUCACUCAUACUACCGAGCUUUUUGCCUCUCAUUAUACUUUAUCAGUGCUUCCUAAGGCCUGGGUUAUUCAUCUACCUCAUAGACCAUCAACUUACAAUCAAGAUUUUCUUCAGAACUCCGAUCGAAGAUUGCGGAAUCGUGCUCAACGUUUCCAAUUUAUUAAAAACAUCAUUGAAAAGUACAAAAUCAAACAAACAGCCUGCUAAUAAAGACUGCUUAUACUUUAUAAUCUGCAUACAAAUGUAAUCUUUAUACAAACUUGAGAAAAUUUCAAAUUCACUUUUUCUUUUACGCAUGAAGAGCUGAAACGAAACUGUACAAACUUUUUUUAAUGUUUAUUUCGUAUUUAUUUGUAGUGAUUUUUCAGCUUUGAAUUGAAUUUUAAUGGAGAUCGCAAUGUUUGUCCAGAUGCAUUUUAGUUGUAUAAUGGAUGGCAUGAAAAAUAUUAGCUCUUCAUUGAAAUGAUCCGAGUUGCGAUUGUAAAUUUUAACGUUGCAAUAAUUAAAUUAAAUAUGUGAAUACUAA